AUGGCAUUGAGUGGUGGAUUUAAUAGACGCAGCACGCCGAAGCAACGUCACUUCGUUACUAAUCCCAUCUACUCCAACGAUCUGUUUAUCAGCCGCAUCUUGCCAAAGUCCCUCACUCCACCUCAUACUCCUUUAUCUCUAAAGAUGUAUAUCUGCAAGAUUGAAGGGUUGGCAGCAUCAAACGCAAAUGUAUUCGAGUCCCUGUCAAGUGAUAAAGCCCUAGCGGAUUCCACACGCCUCAAGCUGCGAGGUACUCGUGGCCUAGGCGCGUCGUCUCGCGAUCCGAUGGUUUUGGUGGUCGGGGCUCCUGAGGCUGGGAAACGAUCAAAUGCGCCGCGAGUGGGCAAUAAGUUGAUUGAAAACCCUGAGUCACGCGAGACGUGCUACAUAUAUUAUCGCGUAUACGGUAAAGAGGGCGAAGAAAACUCAAAAACAGCCUUUGACGAAAGUGAUACUUUCUUGGGCCGCAUAGACACGUUAUCUAUUGCGCCGCCAUGUACCGUGGCCUCUCUAAAGUCUCGCAUCAUGAAGGUUGAAGGCAUCGCAGAUCAAGAGAUUCAGUUGUUUGAGGACACCGACGGAGAAGUCCUGAUGAAAGACACUGACCGUGCACCCUUCUUCGCAGAAACAUUCCCGGGUUGCGUUGAAGACGAUCCAUUGGCGGUCGUCUAUAAUCUAAAAAUGCCCAGUUCGACAUCAACCAAGACAAAGGCAAUUCGAGCGAAGUGCAAUUUCAGCUACAUGGGUUAUAUGGCCGUAAACUCGGCUGGAAAGGAGGCAUUCGUGCCGGAAGGGCGGAUUGUCGAGAGAACUUGGGGAAGAGCUCGCCUCCCCCAAUUCGGGCCCCCUUCAAAUUUGAACCAAGUUGAGGUUUAUGUUGAAGUCGUACUGGGAUUUGAAGAAACAAGCAACGUUCCAAAGAUUGCUGAAGGACCCGUUGAAGCUGGAGGCUUGUGUCUUGGGUUUGAGCGGAUGACCGCCAAGAAGGAAGGCUUGGCGUUCCGGGCGGGCGGGUAA
This is a messenger RNA of Laccaria bicolor S238N-H82, 1017 nucleotides long. RefSeq lists its product as uncharacterized. The record is from RefSeq and is a predicted model, not a curated record. The coding region runs from base 1 to 1017 and encodes 338 amino acids. The transcript has 10 exons. NCBI's taxonomy places the organism in Eukaryota, Fungi, Basidiomycota, Agaricomycetes, Agaricales, Hydnangiaceae.